AUGACCGCUAUUCAGAUAAAGGUAAAUAGUCAUGUUUUUUAUUAUAAUGACUGUCGUUAGAUUUGCUUGUAAAUAACAGUAUAAAUGCUUCUAAAUAAGUAGGAUACAUCUGUUUUUGUCAGAUUGCCAAUGGUAUGUCCAUGAUGUUAAUUUUUUUCAGUGAUAUUCAGUGUUCUGUCAUUACUGAUGUGGUUGCUUGUGUUAGUGCAUCAGCAUUGAAACAACAGACUUUCAGAGACAUUCUCUCAUACAUUCUUUCAUUUUAUGAUCACCUCGUUCCAACUCUCUCACAUAGCCCACAUAAUCCUCUCAGGACCUCACUGCUCUCUGGAGUGAUGUUGUUCCCAAACCUUUACUGUUUGUGUGAGGCGUGGCAGACUUAUUUGAUUGAAUAAUCAAUUACUGUGCAAGCUAAAGACAUGAUAAGAAAAACUCAGUAGACAAAUAUGUCAAUGAAAUAUAGGCAGAUAGGCUAUCAAGGAGCUGACGCAAAUCACACUAAUCCAAUAGCCUGUUUUUUGUUCCCUUAUAUGCCUACAGUCUUAAUUCACAUGAAUGAAUGCACCCAAUGUAUUCUACACAGCUGGGUCUGGUAUUCAAGCCCUAGUUUCUCCUUAAUCUACUGAUUCAAACUCUGCUGGAGAGCAACUUUACCAAGGUUACUGGGUUCAGGACUCCAGAUAGAUUUACUUACAGUGGAGUUUAAGGCACGUCCCUGUGGUCACAUAUUGCCCUCUGUCCAAGUCACACGUCUCUGCUGUACUCUGUACCUGCAUAAUUUUAAACUCCAAAUUCACUAAAUUCCCUUCCUGUAGGUCCCAGGAGGAGCACCCCGACAGAGGAAGGCCCGGCCUCUCUUCCUGGAGGUGUUGACCCGCAGCCUGAUCAUCCUCUGCACGGCCCUGGCCAUUGUCCUCUCCUCCAUAGCCGUAUGCGACGGCCACUGGUUGCUGGCGGACGGCGGGAGGAUGUUUGGUCUGUGGCACUUCUGCACCCUGGAGGCAGUGGUGGAACAAACAGCCUCACCUAACUGCACCACCCACCUAGGUGUAUCUGGGGUGGCGGUGGGCCUGGGCCUGUGUCGCUCUGUGGUCUCCCUAGCCGUGGUGGGAGCCAUCUUUGGCCUGGAGUUGCUGGUCAUAUCGCAGGUGAGUGAGGGCCGGGACUCGGGCCGGAGGUGGAGCCUGGGGUCAGCUCUAGUGCUGGUUGCGGCGGUGCUGUCGUCGGGGGGAGUGGUGGUGUUUGUGGCUCUGCUCUGGCAGCACGCCUCUCCCUUGGGCUUCACCCUCACCUUCUGGUGCCAGUUUACCGCAGUCUUCCUGCUCUUCCUCAACGGCACAGCAGCGCGCCACAUCCAUCACAUGGCCCUGCGGGCACCUCCUGGAGGCCGCCUGGGGAAAUGCUAG
Coregonus sp. 'balchen' is the source of this 1406-nucleotide messenger RNA. The record is from the annotation of a GenBank genome assembly. NCBI's taxonomy places the organism in Eukaryota, Metazoa, Chordata, Actinopteri, Salmoniformes, Salmonidae.